Phoenix dactylifera (date palm) is the source of this 1867-nucleotide messenger RNA. RefSeq names its product phytosulfokine receptor 2. The record is from RefSeq and is a predicted model, not a curated record. NCBI's taxonomy places the organism in Eukaryota, Viridiplantae, Streptophyta, Magnoliopsida, Arecales, Arecaceae. Gene Ontology annotation, biological process: protein phosphorylation. Gene Ontology annotation, molecular function: protein kinase activity; ATP binding.
AACUUUCCAAAUCAAAAUUUGACCGGAGACCCACAGAUUUUUAGAAGAAAAAAAGUAUAAAGAAACCCUCGGUCACCAUAUGCGACACAAAAUAUGAUACUCCCCCGCGGCCACAUCAUAUAUCACAUAAACUGUCGCCUAAAAUUCUAGAAAUAUACCAUCCAGAAGAUGGAUAAGAGGCCGGAGACGAAAUGAGGAGUGAGAAGAAAAGGCAACGCGCUUGACUCCAAGCGACGACCGCCGAAUCAAAACUGGCGCAAGGAAAGAUAUCAGGAAACUCCCCUACCUCUCACCUUCCAGUGGCAUCUCCCUCUCAUUCCUCUUUGUAGUCAAAAACUCUCCCACCAAACCCUAAUUCUAACCCUAACCCCAACCCUAAUCCUCUUCUUCUUCUUCCAGUAUUCGAUCGAUUGGACAGGAAAGGAUUCGGAUUCCCACCACGCCACGGAGGUGAUGCCUCUCCCGGCCUGGAUCGCUGCCAUAGCCGCCUCGGCGAUCGUCGUCUCCCUCCUCUUCACCCUCAUCCUCCUCCUCUGCCGCCGCGACCGGAAUCCCGCCUCCAGUCAUUGGCGCCGUCCCUCCCAGUUCGCCGCCCCCCCUCCUCCUUCGUCGCCGCCGAAGACCGCCUCCUUCGAUCCAUCCCUCGACCACAUGUCCCUCAACGAGCUCGCCGCCGCCACCAAGGGCUUCGCCGCCGAUGCCAUCAUCGGCGACGGAAGCUUCGGGUUCGUCUACAGGGCCCGACUCUCCUCUGGCAACAUCGUCGCCGUCAAGCGCCUCUCCCCCGACGCCUUUCACGGCCUCCGGGAGUUCCACGCCGAGAUGGAGACCCUCGGCCGCCUCAACCACCCCCGCCUCGCCCGCAUCCUCGGCUACUGCGUCUCCGGCGAGGACCGCCUCCUCAUCUACGAGUUCCACGAGCGCGGCUCCCUCGACCACUGGCUCCACGAGUCCGACUCGGUCUCCUUCCCGCUCCCCUGGCCGAUCCGGGUCGGGAUCGUCCGCGGGGUGGCCGCCGGCCUCGCCUACCUCCACGAGGAGUGCAAGCCGCGGAUCAUCCACCGGGACAUCAAGUCGAGCAACGUGCUGCUCGACGCCGACUUCGGGCCGAGGAUCGCCGACUUCGGGCUGGCGCGGCGUGUGGACGCGGCGCGGACGCACGUGUCGACGCAAGUGGCGGGGACGAUGGGGUACAUGCCGCCGGAGUACAAGGAGGGGCUGACGGCGGCGACGGUGGCGGCGGAUGUUUACAGCUUCGGGGUGCUGAUGGUGGAGGUGGCGGCCGGUGAGCGGCCGAAUUUGCUCCGGCGAGGGGAGGACGGGAAGGAGGUGAGUCUGGUGGCGUGGGCGAGGAGGAUGGUGGAGGAGGGGAGGGGGAUGGAGGUGUUGAACGGGAACAUGGGGAAGGAAGGGGUGCGAGAGGAAGAAGUGAAGGGGUAUUUGGAGGUGGCGUGUAAGUGUACCGAUGAGAGCGCGAGGAAGAGGCCUACCAUGGGAGAGGUGGUCUCCCUUUUGGAUCGGAUUUAGUUUAAUUGUUGCAAUGGCACAAUGCACAUUGCUUUUGCUCGUUAUAAUUUAAUUGUUUUUGGUUGUUUUCGGAUCAUAUAUAUAUAUAUAUAUAUAUAUAUAUAUAUAUAUAUAUAUAUAUAUAUAUCUAUGUAUGCAUGAUGCAGACAAUCUGGAUGAAGGAUUCGGAUGUUUAAGCAUGUAUUGGAGUUCUUUGUUUGUGUGGAGAUUGAAAAUGGGCUGGACUUGGACUGUGCACCAUGCACCCAUGCCAUGUUUUGUGUUCUGUUUGUGACCUAUAGAUGCUGAGUUUAGCUAGAUCUGACUUCCAAAAAAAAAAAAGAACCUCGAUUUGGCUUCA